Messenger RNA from Cottoperca gobio, 3217 nucleotides. RefSeq lists its product as uncharacterized. Gene Ontology annotation, biological process: signal transduction; mRNA export from nucleus. The coding region runs from base 317 to 1891 and encodes 524 amino acids. Gene Ontology annotation, cellular component: THO complex part of transcription export complex. The record is from RefSeq and is a predicted model, not a curated record. The transcript is spliced from 17 exons. Gene Ontology annotation, molecular function: protein binding. NCBI's taxonomy places the organism in Eukaryota, Metazoa, Chordata, Actinopteri, Perciformes, Bovichtidae.
UAAGAGGAAACAAUACAUCCACACCAACACUGCAACAUUUGAUUUUUAGGAAGCUAUGAGCCCCUUUUUUGGGUCAAAUCCAGAUGGUUUGCUGAAAAAUGCAUGCUGCACCAAAAGGCACAAGUGAUAUUGAAGAAGUAGUUCAGCCACGAGGGCUCCGAUUACCAUUAUUGCGCCAAUUACUGUGUAGCGCUUUAAUAAGACACUGAUAGCCGAUGAUAGGAUCAUAUUGCCUUUCAGGUGCUUUAAUGCGCAGCCGCUGCACGCUGUGGAAGAACAGAAAGUGUAACAGGGUUUGGUCACAGAGAGGGAGAGGAUGGUGGCGAAGAUGGCGAGCUGCGGAGCGGCUUGUCACCUGGAGGACGGAGACGGAGAUAUCCCUGCGCUUGAAAACAAAGAUAACCUGAGAGAAAGUGACAGCAGCAGUUCAGACAACACAGGAACAUCCGCUGAGGAGAGCUCGGAGGAGGAAGAGGAGGAUGAGGAGUUUGAAGGCUGUGCUGAGAAGAAUGGAGGAGAGGAAGACAAUGACGAGGCCGACGCAGAGGAGUCAAAAUAUGAUUCAGUCCCUGGACCUGAAGCAGAGAUUUCAAAUGGGAAAGAUGAGAGUCGAUUCAAAUCAUGCUGUGAAAAGUGCAAAGCCAUCCAGCAGAGCCAUGGCAAUGAGCUUGUUACCCCCAGGAGGAUCUCUAAGGGACGAUUACAGGUUCAGCUGGAAGGAGAGGGCACAUAUGAGUGUUCGCUCACAGGCCUGGUGUUUGAAGCAUCGGAGAGCGUCCUCGUGCAGUACUCAGUCUUGUCCUGGUCCAAGUUCGGCGCGUUCCUGCAAGACUCCUGGAAGUUUGCUGGCCCCAUCUUUAACGUGGACACCGUCAAUAAGGACGCGUCUGUCCUCACGUCCAUCCAGUUCCCUCACUCCGUCUGCCUUGCUGAUCCAGAUAAUGGGAUGACAUUCAGCAUCCUGCACAUGAAGGACAACCGUCCACUCAUCGAGCCGACAGUGGACCACUCAGGUAGCCACGUUAAGUGGAAUGUGACGUCGCUGUCACCCGUGGGUCCCAUCAUUCAGACGAGCCAAUCCGUAGAGCACCACGGGGUGGUCCUGGUCUACAAGCAGCUGGGCAGUGACAACAACAACAACUACAGCUUCCACGUCUACCUGGCCACCAACAGUUCAUCUGACAUCAAGGAUAUAGCCAAACAGGUGCAGGGCUACAAGAGUCGCUACAUUCGAAUAGAGAAGCCUCCAACAUGUAAACUGGAUGAGGGGACGUAUCGUCUCCUGAGCGAGCCAGAGGGAGAGAUCAAACCUCAGGAUUUGAAAUUCACCCUUGCGGUGACUAAGAUGAAAGGCUACUUUGAAGCUUUCUUUGAGCAGCCUCCUCCCUUUAAAUUGUCUCUCAUAGAGAUUAACACAGAGGCGACUGUAUGGUCCGCCACCAUCAGAGAAGGUGACUGUGUGGAUAACACAAAAAAGAAGCCAAGGAAAAGGACGAACAGUAGACAGAGGAGCAGCAGCCCCUCAGAAGAAGAAAGCACCUGUAAAAGGCCUCGAUGGCAGGAUGUGUCAGAUGGAGGGAAAACAGUGAUGCCUCAGGGCCAGGACAUGUCAGAGAAGCAGCUACUGCAGGUGGCCAAGCAGCUCGGGAAGGAGUGGAAGCAGGUGGCCAUCUAUCUAGACAUGAACUCCAGGGAGCUGGAUGACAUCCAGGCCACAGAGAAAGAUGUGACCAUGCAGAAACUGAAGAUGCUGGUGGAGUGGAAGAGCAGAAGGCGGCCGGGUGAGGCCACGGCGUAUCACCUGGAGAAAAGUUUGGAGGAGCUGGAUGACUUGCCAAAUGAGGUCCACCAGAAACUGAAAGACAUGAUGGACAAUCGAGCAGCUAAGUAAAAAGAGAUUUGACUUAAGUGGAUUGUUGGCUUCCUGUCGCUCCAUCAUCAGGAUGAAAAAAAAUCUCAGGCAUUCAACAAAACAGAGGAUGGAUAUGGACCAAACAUCAGAUCUUCUUCCAGUUUUUGUUUCUCUUUUGAAUAUUUUCUGGACAUGAAAUGUUUUUGAAUUGUCGCAUUUCAUGAAAAGUGCCGCUGUCUUCACUUGGGAUGGGCAUUCUCACACAUUUUGUUCAAAUGUUACUACUUUGACUCUGUAAUGAAUACAGAAUAGAGAAGGUGUACCUAAGCUUCCUUGUAUGUAGCCAGAUAUUGAUGCUUAGCACUACCAGGUUAAAAAAUGACCAGUAGAGCUGUCGAGGUCAUAAAUAGUAGCUAAUUAUGUAGCCGGUAACGUGUAAAUGUAGGUGCUGCAGUGUUGAAACUGCACAAAAAUGGGAACAUUUUUUCCUUUUUAUAUGUUAUGUUUGUGGGAAUUGUUAUAAAACAAUUAGGCAUUACAUCACCUGCAGGUGAGUGUGUGACUGUCCAAAGAAUACGGACUGAAGUACUGAUCUAUUUUGUGUCUCAUACAUUUUUUAUAUUUGUACUGUACAUAUCUUUUUUUCUACCAGUGAUCAAUUUUUUAAUUCUGUUUUUGUAUGUGUAUGUCUGAUUGUGUUUUUUCAAAUCUGAAAUGGCGUUGCAAGAGGUCCUUACUUAUGUUUAUUUUGUUUAACUUCAUUCCAUUCCUGCCCACAUGCGACUGGGUGACUAACUAUAAAUGUUGUUUGUGUGUAUUAAAAAAAGUGUACACUGUGAGGAACAAAACAAACCAAUCACAAGCAUUUAGAUUCAGGGCUGAAUUGAACUUUUCUACCUGCGAGUGCAGCUACAGCAUGGCAACGUGUGUAUAUAUUUUAUGAGUCAUCUUUUCGAGGCUUAUUUAACAGCUGUAGAACUGAGAACACAAAAACUUAGUGUACUGUGAGCUUCCAGAGGACACAUUUCAGUUGAAUGUUCAACAUCGCUACAUUAGUCACAGCGUUGUUUCUGAUUGACCUAUUUUCAAAUGAGAUUUUGUUUCCAGACAUUGCAACACUAUUUGGGAAAAGCUGCACAAAUGGCAUCCGGAUUGUCAAAUUUUUCCAGGUCUUCCAUGCCGAUACGAUGCAGUAAUGUUUACAUUCAGAACACGGGGUUUUCUUAAACCACUUACCGCCAACAAUUCAGUCUGCCCUUUUUUUUUUUUGCACUUGUUUCUAUCAUGUCUGAGUCCCUCCAAAGAAUUUGGAGUAUUUGACCAAGCAAAUGUUGACUGAAUAAAAUAAAGUAUCUGUUUACUUAA